Molecule: messenger RNA, 925 nt
Organism: Aspergillus calidoustus
Lineage: Eukaryota; Fungi; Ascomycota; Eurotiomycetes; Eurotiales; Aspergillaceae
Source: the annotation of a GenBank genome assembly
CCGGAGUUGGAGACCUUCUCCGCCCUCGAGCCCGUGAUACGAGCUUAGUUCAUUCAUCUUCUCGCCACCCCUCGCAUCUUUUGCCAAACACUCCCCAACACAAGUAUUUCAAUAUGGGGAAAUUCUACCCAUCAAUAUCCCCAGAGAUUCGCGACUGGGCUCUGAGCCAGAAAGUCUUCUUCACAGCCUCAGCCCCCCUCCGCGGCCGCCACAUAAAUGUAUCGCCAAAGGGUCUCCCAGAUGCCUCAUUCGCGAUUCUAGGCCCCAACGAGGCAGCAUAUGUCGACUCUACAGGCUCAGGUGGCGAGACAAUUUGCCAUCUACGCGAAAACGGGCGCAUCACUAUUCUCUUCUGCUCGUUCGACGCAUCGCCCCGCAUCCUGCGACUCUUCUGCACGGGAUCCGUUAUCGAAUGGAGCGAGUCUGGAUUCCAGGCCUAUCUCGAGCGCAUGGGUGGAAAGGGUCUCGUUGGUGCGCGAGCCAUUAUCCGUUUGGAUGUCUUCAAGAUCCAAACCUCAUGUGGCUACGGCGUUCCGCAACUCUCCUUGACAUUCGACGCCGAGACAAACGAGCCGAAGCCGUACUUCAAGGACCGGGAAACCCUGGGCAACUGGGCAGGCAAGCAGGUCGAGGCCGGUACCAUCCGGGAAUACCAGUCGCAAUGGAACAGUCGCAGUCUAGAUGGACUUCCGGGUCUUCGGACGGCUUUGCAGGAUAAGGGACAAAGCCCUCUCCUAGCCAGUCUGGGUAACUGGGCUCGCUAUCACCGGGGCGAGAUUGAGUUUGUGAAGAGUUCGCUGCUUCUGCUGUUUGUGACAAUGGCGAUUCUUCAGUGGGUGGGAUAUAUUAGUAUAUAAUGAGUAUCGUAACGAUGUUUAUGCUGAUUGUGUUAUGCUCGAUAUGAUUGUGCUGAUUGAGAACUUUC